This is a messenger RNA of Plasmodium knowlesi strain H, 147 nucleotides long. Its product is annotated as conserved protein, unknown function. Lineage: Eukaryota; Apicomplexa; Aconoidasida; Haemosporida; Plasmodiidae. The transcript has a single exon. Bases 1 to 147 code for a protein of 48 amino acids. The record is from RefSeq and is a predicted model, not a curated record.
AUGAAGCGGAGAACGGACUUUAAGAGCAUAUGUGUGGCAACCAUCAUCGGGGUUUGCAGCGGGUACUACAUAUUCAACCCAAUUGUAGAUAAAAUGAAAGAUAAUGUCAAAAAUGUGAAUGAGAAAAGUGAAAAACCUGUAAAGUAG